Molecule: messenger RNA, 3621 nt
Organism: Drosophila guanche
Lineage: Eukaryota; Metazoa; Arthropoda; Insecta; Diptera; Drosophilidae
Gene: jef
Product: major facilitator superfamily domain-containing protein 6
Exons: 6
Coding region: 334-2592 (752 amino acids)
Cellular component (GO): membrane
Source: RefSeq, a predicted model, not a curated record
AUUCUUGGGCAGCUCGUCAAACGUUCGUGUAGAGGCCAGACGCGAGGAAAACUCUGCUUAUCGAUUACGCACGUAACACACACAUUUCCCCCCGAAGCGAAAGGCCAGUGUCGUCGUUUAAAAGUUACAAACAAUUAAAACCGUAUUUUGGCUGCCGAAUGAUAAUGAAGGUGAUGAUGAGACUGUAAGUGGGCGACAAAAGAAACGAAAGAGACCCACUGGGACGAAGGAAGUGAGAGCCAAAUAAUAAACAGAGAGAACGGCAAGCAAGCGGUCGAACGGGGAGGAAAGAGUGUGAGAGAGCGAGCGAGGAGUCCAAGCAACUAAACCACAAUGAAUCCCUACAAUGCCGGAGGAGGAGGCGCACCCAAUCCCUUUGGCGCGCCAGCAGCGGCAGUACCUGCCUACGGCCAGCAGGGUGGGGGCUAUGGCUAUGAACAGCAGCAGCAGCCAACAGGUGGCUACGACCAGGGCAACUACGGGGAGCAGCAGCAGCAGACGGCAGCUGGAUACGGUCCGGCCGGUGCCAGGCCUCGCGUUGAUGUUGAGGCCACCGGCGAGGUGGAUCCGAAUUUAUAUCCAGAGGCCAAGGAAUCAACGCACAAAAUACGCGGCCAUUCGGACAUCCUGGAAAUGUUCUUUGGCGCGAGCACCGAACGGGAGUUGAUACCGGUGAAGAGCUUCUACUUUUUCUUCUAUGCCGCCUUCGGGUCGCUCUUCCCCCUGAUGGGCGUGUACUUCAAGCAGAUGGGCAUGAAUCCGGGCCAGUGCGGCAUCCUGGUGGGCAUGCGGCCGUUCGUUGAGUUCCUCUCGGCCCCCUUCUGGGGCUCCUAUGCAGAUCGCUGCAGGCAGGGCAAGAAGCUGCUGCUGGGCUCGCUGGCCUGCUGGGUGCUCUUCACCAUCCCGCUGAGCUUUAUCCGCCCGGAAGCCAUCAACUGUAUCGAGCGCCGCAAUGCCACGGACUUUGUGCUAACCUACACGCGCACCAAGCGCGAUCUCUCGGCCAUGUACGACAGGGAUCAGGAUCAGGGUACUAUGCCCGCGGAGGAGGCUCUGGAGGAGGCUGAGGCUGCUCACAGUCGGAGCAAGAGAUCGCUGCUGUUGCCACGAAUCGACGCAGGCAUCUCGCCGGUACACAUCAACUUUGUGAGCAACUACGACGACAAGUACCAUCGUGACUAUGUGACGCCCAUUUUCAGUUCGAUGGUCUACAGGACGCCGGAUAUCCAAAAAGCUUUCUUCCUGCUGCUUCUGGUCAUCCUCAUUGGGGAGUUCUUCAGUGCACCGGCCAUUACGCUGGCGGACUCGGCGGUGAUCACGCUGCUGGGCGAGGAUGCGGACAAGUACGGACAUCAGCGGAUGUUCGGCUCACUGGGCUGGGGCAUAUCCAUGUUCCUGGUGGGCAUUGCUCUCGAUCACUCCACUUCGUUCUCCAACCAUCCGUGCGGGGCGGGCAACAAGGAGAAGAACUACAACAUCUGCUUCUCCAUAUUCUCCGUGCUGAUGACCUGCGCCAUCAUCUCCGCCUCGAAGAUCACCUUCAAGUACGACCCGCUGGACGAGCAGCAGCAGCAGGCCUCUGCACAGUUUGUGGACCCCAACAAGAAGGCCGAGGAGGAGUCGAUGAACCAGCUGGCCGCCCAGCUCAAUCUACCAUCACUGGCAGUAGGUAGCGGCAGCGCCGCCUCAGGGGGCGCCAGUAGUUUCCCGGCCGCCGGCCAUCAGCCACAGCCGCACAUCGGGGCCGAGUCCAAGGUGUUCGCACAGACGGCCAAGGAGCUGCCCGAGUGGAUGACGGUGCUCACGCACUUCAAGGACGUGAAGACGGCCUCGUUUCUGUUCGUUGCCUGGUUCAUGGGCUUCGGCAUUGGCCUGAUCUUCACCUUUCUGUUCUGGCAUCUGCAGGACUAUGGUGGCACGCCCACACUCUUCGGCGUGGCUUCCGUGAUCAAUCACGUGUCCGAGAUCUUUGCCUACUUCUUCAGCUUCCGCCUGAUCACGCAGAUCGGUCACGUCAAGGUCCUUUGCCUGGGCCUAAUCGGCAAUGUCCUGCGAUUCUUGUACAUCUCGUACCUGACCAAUCCCUGGAUGGUGCUCCCCUUCGAGCUGAUGCAGGGCAUCACCCAUGCCGCCGUCUGGGCCGCCUGCUGCUCGUACAUUGCCCACAAUACGCCAAAGCAUCUGCGUGCCUCCGGCCAGGGCGUUCUCCAGGGCAUCCACCAUGGGCUCGGUCGCGGCUGUGGCGCCAUUAUUGGGGGAAUGUUCGUCACCUACUACGGUACUACUGCUACCUUCCGUUGGUAUGGUAUUGCCUGCCUCCUGGUGCUCGGCCUCUUCAUCUUUGUCAACUUCUAUCGCAAGGAGCAGGGCUUCAUCUCGGACAUUCCAGUCACCGAGGAUCCACAUCAGGUGGCCGAGGAAACCUCGCAUCUGGCACCGCACGGGGUGCCCAGCAAUCCUAUACCACGCGCCCUGUCCAACUCCCGACUCAAUGAGAUGAAUCCCAAUGGCGGACCCUACGGCACCUAUCAGACCACAGGCGGCAAUCUGGACAUACCCGGCGCCAAUCCGCACAAUCCAUUCGCGCAGUAAGGAGCUUCUCCGAGCAUCCUCCCAUACAGACAGUCAGUCUCACAGUCUCACUCAUGCAAUCCGAAAAUGAAUGAUCGAAAACGAUAAAAAGAACAGCAACAAAAAAUAUAACCGCAAACAUAUCUUGGACAUUGGCCUGCAAUAUAAAUUGCAUAGCGCAUAACGCUUUAUUUUGAUUUGUUGUGCAAUCAAUAUACGAUCUGCAAAUAGCAUAGCAUAGCAUACAAUAUACAAAACUCGACAUACACACAUAUAUUUUAUAUAGGAAAUACCAUAUACGCAGGGCAGGAAGGCACAUCCACACCCGCAUAGGGUGUAAAUGUUGAACGAUUUAGACACUUUGUAUAGUUUUGAUUCAAUAUUUUCUUUCAAUCAAGACAUUUAGGCAGAUUUUGCAUGCGUUUGUUAUCGUUUCUGAAUUAAUUAACAAUAGGUCAUAUUUUGGGUGAAAUUGCCAUUUAUUUAUUGUCACAGUGAUUACAGUUAAUAAAGCAGAUGAAAUAUGAAACGAAUUUUCGCCUAGCUGCUAGCAAUACAAAAACUUAAGAAAUAUACAUACCUACAAUAUAUAGAAGAAAGUACUGCGCAAUCUAUAAUAUUUAUAGGCCUCUUAUAAUUAAUUUGCAACGCACUGGAAGCUCUAGUCGCCUCCCACCAGUGCAACGUUUUUAGUUGGGCGAUCAUCAAUCAAAUCACCCAUGGAAUCACACAAAUCACACAUAAAGUACCUAUAAAUCGUAUAACACAAAUAACAACAAACAAACAAAAACACUUAAAUAACCGAAAUUAAUUCCAUAAAUCCAUAAAGGAAUAUUUACUAAAUACAAAGUGUAGCGGAAUUAAAAGGUGUCCCUAAAAAAAAACACAUUAAAAACAACCCAAAAAGUUAAACUAAAGAAAGUUAGCAAAGUAGAGAUCAAAUAAAGGGAAACAAAGUACUAGAAACAGAAAUGUUGUAACGAAUGAUAUUAUGAAAAGUCCGCCUCAUUGCAAUCAACUGUUGAAUAUUUUAAUUUGUACACAAAACAA